Pestalotiopsis fici W106-1 is the source of this 1407-nucleotide messenger RNA. RefSeq lists its product as uncharacterized. The coding region runs from base 1 to 1407 and encodes 468 amino acids. The record is from RefSeq and is a predicted model, not a curated record. The transcript is spliced from 2 exons. Lineage: Eukaryota; Fungi; Ascomycota; Sordariomycetes; Amphisphaeriales; Sporocadaceae.
AUGAAGCUUUUAUUCAUCUGCGAGGCACUAGCCCUUGAUCUUUUACUGUUCACCAGUCAGUCUACAGCAUUGCCGCCUUGCCAACAUCCACGAUGGCAGCAUCUCGACGAAUCAACGUCGUCUAGUACGGUGAAUUCGGAGGAUGAACUCGCUGUUCAAACUGUCUCUGGCGUCACAAAAGGCUUUGUGAAUCCGUCGUACCCCAAUGUCCGGCAAUUUCUAGGAAUUCCAUACGCUAAAGCGCCAACGGGUACUCUACGAUUCGAACCUCCCGAAGCCCUCUCAGCAAAUUCUGGCGCCCAGGUGCAAGCGACCAUAAUACCAAACGCGUGCCCGCAAAUUGCUGCUAGUAGUGGAAGCGUGUUUCCUCCCCAGUUCUUUAAUCAAGCUCCAUGGGAUGAGGAUUGCCUCUCCCUCAGCAUCUGGGCACCAAAGGUGAAUGUAUCAGAUUCCCUUCCAGUCAUCAUAUGGAUUCAUGGUCUCGGGCUCCAGCAAGGUUCUUCCAGUGUCGGGUAUCAGCAGCCUCCAGCCUGGAUUCAGAGAAGCGGGGAACAUAUCGUCGUGGCAGUGCAAUAUCGACUCAACAUUUUUGGGUUUCCAAAUGCCGCAGGCUUGAAUCGAACCAAUCUGGGACUUCUCGAUCAACGAGUAGCUAUGGAAUGGGUUCGAGAUAAUAUUGCAGCAUUCGGUGGCGACCCGAACCAAAUGGUUCUUUGGGGCCAGUCUUCUGGUGCAGGCGCUGUCGAUGCUCAGAACUUCGCCUUCCCUAGUGAUCCCAUCGUUCAGGGCUUUAUCUCCGACUCGGGAAUCAAUGACUACACCACUCUCAAUUUCCUUGCAACUCCUGACGACAUUGUCGCCUUUGCCAACUACACGGACCGAUACGCCAAGGGUCUGCUCUCGGAUAAGCCAUCCAUCUUUGGAUCCAACACCAACGAGGGCGUCAUUCAAGUGCCGGCCCCAAAGGACCCGGUACACAUGGGACCGAACCAAACCCUAGCCGACAUGGCAACUCUAGGCUUUUUCCAAUGCCCUGCCUUCGCUUCGGCAUUAGGUUGGGCAUCUGCCAAGCGCAAGACGUACCUGUAUCAGUACGGCGGCAACUUUACCGAUCUCAGCCCCCUGUUCUGGCAAGGCGCCUACCACAUGUCCGAGUUGCCGCAGGUCUUUGGCACCCGAGGUCUGUUCAACGGUGCCGCCUCUAGCUUUGAAGUCGAGACGAGCAAUACCAUGCAGGACAUGUGGUUGGCAUUUGCCAAAGAUCCGCAGGGGGCCGAGUCUGGCGGCUGGGUCGAGUUUGGGACUGGGAACAUGGUUCUUCUGGGCUCGCAAGAUAAGGCGGUUCAGACGGUCAAGGUGGCGGAUGUCGAUAAGCAGUGCUCUGCACUUACAGCCAUGGCAGCAUAG